AUGCCUCUAAAUGAUGAGCGGCCCACAUCCACGUCUAGCGGGGAGGACCAAAGCAGUGAUGUGGAGUCAUCUUCUGAGUGCUGUGACAGCACGAGGUCAGCCGGUGACCUGGACGGUUUGCGUGACAGCUUCAAUAGCGACUGCUCCAGCAAGCACUGCAGCCCCUCUUCAAGCCCGCCAAAAAUCUUAACUCUAGAUGAGGUCAUGGAGGCUGGAAGAGAGCUGUUCAAUCUCAAAAUUGCACAUGAGAUCGUCAUGAACAGCCAAAUCCUUAAGGACUUGAAAAGCAGACCACAAGACAGUUUAUGGAAUGGAGUGAGAAACAAUCUCCACAAGGCCUUUUGGGACAUCCUUGAGGCUGAACUGAAUGAUGACCCACCUGAGUAUCGAUAUGCAAUCAAAUUACUGGAGGAGAUCAGAGAGAUUUUGCUGUCAUUCCUUAACCCGGGUGCCAACCGGAUGCGGACCCAGAUCAUGGAGGUGCUGGAUAUGGACCUCAUCCGUCAGCAGGCUGACAAUGACGCUGUGGACAUCCAGGGGCUUGUCUUAUACAUCGUCAACACUAUGGGCAAGAUGUGUGCUCCAAUGAGGGACGAGGAAAUCAAGAAGCUGCGGGAAAGCACCGACAGCAUCGUGACAGUCUUAAAGGAGAUAUUCCGUGUGCUGGACCUAAUGAAGGCGGACCUUGUCGCCCAUAACAUUGAUAUCCUGAAGCCUGUCCUGCAGAAGAACUGUGUUGAAUAUGAGAGGGAAACAUUUCAGAGCAUUUUGGACAAAACUCCCACUGGUUUAAACCACACCACCUCCUGGAUCCAGUCUGUGCUGGAGGAGCUGCUGUCAGCCACCGGCCCCUCAGACAAAACCAUUGACGGCAGGGAUGGACAGCGAGCCAUGCCUGGUCCUUUCAAGCUCCUCAACACUGCCUAUCUCCACAUUCUCACAUGGGACUACUCAAAGAACCCAAUACCCGAGACAUGGGUGACGGAUGAGGCCCGUUUGCAGGAGGUUCAGUGGCAGCUAAAGCAGUGUCAGGCUGUGAACCAGGUGCUGCUCAUUGUGCACAGCACCGUUGGAGAGCCUGUCCAGGGUUUUCCUUCCCUCUCCGAGCGCCUGAAAACGAUGAUCAGCGUGCUGUUGGAUGGGAUCCAUAGACCGGACUUUAACCAAGAAGAGUCACUAGAGGGCAUCAGUGCUCAGAUCUGCUGUGAGCUCAACAAGUCUUUGACAGAGAGAGACUAUCCUGCACUGACCCCAGAGCUGCAGGCCACGCUUAAGGGACAGAUCUGUAGUAUCACUCAGAAGGACAAUCCCAUUCGCAUGCUAGUUGAGGAUCGCGUUCAACAGUAUUUUAUGGCUCUCAUCUCUGACCCCAAACCCCAACUUAAACUUGAACAGAUCCCAGCUGGAUUGACUGCUAUUAAGCCUGAACUCACACUGAUUGCCAAAAAGUUCAUCUCCCUGAUCACCUACAACAGGACCGUCUAUGGACCGUUCUAUGUGGACAUCAUCAAGAAGCUGUUAUUCAAUAGCAACCCACCAGUUGCUGGCGUUCCUCAGGAGAAGAGUCAAGCAUCAGUAUCCCAUGAAUAA
Molecule: messenger RNA, 1590 nt
Organism: Menidia menidia (Atlantic silverside)
Lineage: Eukaryota; Metazoa; Chordata; Actinopteri; Atheriniformes; Atherinopsidae
Source: the annotation of a GenBank genome assembly